This is a messenger RNA of Cyphomyrmex costatus, 1200 nucleotides long. It is a transcript of the gene Pect, whose product is annotated as phosphoethanolamine cytidylyltransferase. Gene Ontology annotation, biological process: phosphatidylethanolamine biosynthetic process. The transcript has 6 exons. Bases 72 to 1181 code for a protein of 369 amino acids. Lineage: Eukaryota; Metazoa; Arthropoda; Insecta; Hymenoptera; Formicidae. The record is from RefSeq and is a predicted model, not a curated record. Gene Ontology annotation, cellular component: cytoplasm. Gene Ontology annotation, molecular function: ethanolamine-phosphate cytidylyltransferase activity.
UCGCGGUAGGAACUGUAGGAAGAGACAGUCAGUAUUAUCAGGUAGUGUUGGAAACUCGUUGGUGUGCCGUCAUGACGGAGGAGGCCCGCAAGGAGGUUCGCGUCUGGUGCGACGGGUGCUAUGACAUGGUGCAUUUUGGACACGCAAAUUCCUUGAGGCAGGCGAAAGCUUUAGGCGAUUAUCUGGUGGUAGGAGUUCACAAUGAUGAAGAAAUUACAAAACAUAAAGGCCCUCCCGUCUUCACUGAGGAAGAAAGGUACAAAAUGGUGCGUGGCAUUAAAUGGGUAGACGAAGUAGUCGAAGCUGCGCCCUACGUUACUACAUUAGAAACAUUAGACAAAUAUAACUGUGAUUUUUGUGUUCACGGCGAUGAUAUCACAAUGACGGCUGACGGCGUGGACACGUAUCAUUUAGUCAAGGCAGCCGGUCGCUACAGAGAAGUUCAACGUACAGCCGGUGUCUCAACGACCGAUCUUGUUGGACGUAUGCUGUUAAUGACACGACAGCAUUUUCGACAGGGUGACAAUGAAUACAGCGUCGAUAGAGAACCGAGCAAGAGGAUGGGUCAGGAUCGAACCGCCCGGAGUCCGUGGACUGGCUGCUCACAAUUCUUGCCAACCACACAGAAAAUUAUACAAUUUAGCGACGGCAAGAGUCCGCAGUCAGGCGAUAAGAUUGUGUACGUGGCAGGCGCGUUUGAUCUCUUCCACGUGGGACACUUGGAUUUCUUGGAAGUCGCUAAGAAAGAGGGAGACUAUCUCAUUGUGGGUCUGCAUACCGAUCCUGCAGUCAAUCGAUACAAAUGCGGUAAUCAUCCUAUUAUGAAUCUUCAUGAGCGAGUUCUCAGUGUGUUAGCGUGUAAGUAUGUUAAUGAAGUUGUUAUUGGUGCGCCGUAUGCAGUGACAAGAAAUCUGAUGGAACAUUUUAAUGUGUCUGUUGUGUGUCAUGGACAAACUGGCAUAAUGCUUUGCGAGGAUGGGUCGGAUCCAUACUCGGAGCCAAAAAAGCAAAAUAAAUUUAAAUUGUUAGAUAGCGGUAACGAUAUGACAACGGAAAAAAUUGUUGAAAGGAUCAUUCUUCACAGGUUGGAAUACGAGGAUAGAAAUUUAAGGAAGGAGAAAAAAGAGCUUGCUGCUUAUGAAGUCUUCAUCAAGUCUAAGAAAAAUGACAAGAUUGAAUAAUUGUUUAUUUUAUUUCCUU